Messenger RNA from Cygnus olor (mute swan), 10049 nucleotides. RefSeq names its product kelch like family member 1 (gene KLHL1). Bases 175 to 2409 code for a protein of 744 amino acids. The transcript has 11 exons. The record is from RefSeq and is a predicted model, not a curated record. Gene Ontology annotation, molecular function: protein binding. Lineage: Eukaryota; Metazoa; Chordata; Aves; Anseriformes; Anatidae.
CCCUCCAUCCUCCCUCUCCCUCUCCCUCUCCGCGCUGCCUGUGUGCGCGCAUCUCCCUCCUCCGGCCGCCCACCACCACCCCUCGCCCUGCAGGCGCAGCGCUGCCCGGAGAAGCCUCCGAUCCUCCGCCGCCUCCCGGCCCUGCCCGGCCGCCCCGAGUCCCUCCUCGGCACCAUGUCCGGCUCCGGCAGGAAAGACUUCGACGUGAAGCACAUCCUGCGCCUCCGCUGGAAACUGUUCAGCCACCCCUCGCCGGCGGGCGGCCCGGCGGGGGGCGGCUGCCUGCCGCCCGACAGCAGCUUCGAGCACUGGGGGCCGAGCCAGAGCCGCCUGCUGAAGAGCCAGGAGAGGGGCAGCAGCGCCUUCUGGAAGAAAUCCCCCUUCUCAGCCUCCUACACCGCCGCCGGGCCGCCCAACGGGACGCCGCGGCCGGGCGGGGGGCACGGGCCGGGGCCGGGUCCUCCUCCGCCGCCGCCCCGCACCGUCUUCUACGUGGAGUCCCUGGAGGAGGAAGAGGAGGAGGAGGCGGAGGCGGCGCCCGGCGGGAUGGAGGUCGCCCGGGAGCCCGAGAAGCCCCCGGCGCCGGCGGAGCGGGAGGAGGCGCCGGGGGGAUGCGCGGAUGGCGGCAGCCGGGCAACAGGUGACGGAGGAGGGCGCAGACUGUCAGCAGCCAGCCAUCCCCUGUCACCUCACUGUGACAUGGAUUCGAGUAGUUCUGAGGAAUUCUACCAGGCUGUUCACCAUGCUGAGCAAACCUUCAGAAAGAUGGAGAGCUACCUGAAGCAACAGCAGCUCUGUGACGUUAUUCUGAUUGCUGGGAAUCGCAAGAUACCUGCACACAGACUUGUCCUCAGUUCUGUCUCUGACUACUUUGCUGCCAUGUUCACAAGCGAUGUUUGUGAAGCCAAGCAAGAAGAGAUCAAAAUGGAAGGCAUAGACCCCAAUGCACUGUGGGAUCUUGUUCAGUUUGCAUAUACAGGCUGCCUGGAGCUGAAAGAGGACACUAUUGAAAAUCUUCUGGCAGCUGCCUGCAUCCUCCAGCUCCCCCAAGUAGUAGAGGUUUGCUGCCAUUUUCUAAUGAAGCUUUUGCACCCAUCCAACUGUUUGGGAAUACGAGCAUUUGCUGAUGCACAAGGAUGCACAGAGCUAAUGAAGGUGGCUCACAACUACACAAUGGAGAAUAUAAUGGAAGUUAUAAGAAAUCAAGAAUUUUUACUUCUACCAGCUAAAGAACUCCAUAAACUUCUUGCUAGCGAUGAUGUGAAUGUUCCUGAUGAAGAGACCAUUUUCCAUGCCUUAAUGAUGUGGGUGAAGUAUGAUAUGCAGAGGCGAUGCAGUGACCUAAGUAUGCUGCUUGCUUAUGUAAGAUUACCACUGCUUCCACCUCAGAUACUGGCUGACCUUGAAAACCACGCACUUUUUAAGGAUGACCUAGAAUGCCAGAAGCUUAUUCUGGAAGCCAUGAAAUACCAUCUUUUACCAGAGAGAAGAACUCUUAUGCAAAGUCCAAGAACUAAACCUAGAAAAUCUACAGUUGGCACACUUUAUGCUGUUGGAGGAAUGGAUAACAACAAAGGUGCUACAACUAUUGAAAAAUAUGAUCUCAGAACAAAUAUAUGGAUCCAGGCUGGAAUGAUGAAUGGCAGGAGGCUUCAGUUUGGUGUUGCUGUCAUUGAUGACAAGCUCUUUGUCAUUGGAGGCCGGGAUGGUUUAAAGACGUUAAACACCGUUGAAUGUUACAAUCCAAAGACAAAGGCUUGGACUGUGUUACCACCAAUGUCAACACAUAGGCAUGGUUUAGGAGUUACAGUGCUUGAAGGGCCUAUUUAUGCAGUAGGAGGCCAUGAUGGUUGGAGCUAUUUGAAUACAGUUGAGAGGUGGGACCCUCAAAGUCAGCAGUGGACAUUUGUGGCAAGUAUGUCAAUUGCCAGAAGCACUGUUGGAGUAGCAGCGUUAAAUGGCAAGUUAUAUUCAGUUGGAGGUCGGGAUGGAAGUUCAUGUUUGAGUUCAAUGGAAUAUUAUGACCCUCACACAAAUAAAUGGAAUAUGUGUGCUCCAAUGUGUAAGAGAAGAGGAGGUGUAGGAGUGGCUACAUGUGAUGGCUUUCUUUAUGCAGUUGGAGGUCAUGAUGCUCCUGCUUCUAACCACUGCUCCCGACUGCUGGACUAUGUAGAAAGAUAUGAUCCAAAAACUGAUACAUGGACAAUGGUGACUCCACUGAGUAUGCCUCGAGAUGCUGUUGGUGUCUGUCUACUUGGUGACAAAUUAUAUGCAGUAGGUGGAUAUGAUGGUCAAACAUACCUGAACACUAUGGAAGCCUAUGACCCUCAAACCAAUGAAUGGACACAGAUGGCUUCCCUAAAUAUUGGAAGAGCUGGUGCCUGUGUUGUAGUCAUCAAGCAACCAUGACUUUGUGAGCACUGCUUAGGAUUUUACUAACUGUGAAAUGAUUAUUUUUCUAUCAGACAACAAGAAUAAUAACUUCACGAGAACAAGGAUUUACACAGUGAAUGCUCUGUUGAUCACAGGCAUGAAGAAGUUUGAAAGUGAGAAAGAUUAAGGAUUUAUGCCCUAUAAAAUCAUAAUAACUAUUUAUAUUCUGAGAAGAAGAAAAAUAAAUCAGACUGUCGGAGGUGUAAAUAUGUAAGCAGGCAGUAGUAAGUUCUGUACUGUUCUCACAAAUGUGUCCUGGAGAACUGGAUAAACAAUAGCAUCAAGGGACAGCUCUAGACAAGAAGCAGGAGGAAAUACAUGGACAGUUUUCAUGGCUGAAAGAGUUUUAACAGCAGAAACAUCAAAGUACAUUUAAUCACUUUUAAACUGUGUUUUUGAAAGAGAAAAGUAGAUAAUAUAACAUUUUUCUGUUCAUGUCUUUUCUUCAAGUGUCUUACAGCCCUCUCAUCUACACAGUUACUUAAGGGAAGAGACUUAGUUCUUACUGAAGAGAUAAAAAGUCUAGAUAUUCAACAUUCAUUCAUAAUGAUUAAGCUGUUGCUCUACAGUAGGAAGAAAAAAAAACAAAACACCUCCAAGAUGAUUUUUUUUUUAAAGUUCAGAUUGUACCUCUUUGCAUCUUACAAGUGAGUCUACUGAAGGGGAAGCCUGAGUGUUUAAUCUAAUUACACACAAAUCAAAUCUUUGGCUGCCACGGAGCUUUAUUGAAAAAGUGGGAGUCAAAAGGGCAGUUUCCUAAUUUUUAGUUACUUUUAUAUUCAUUUUAAGCAUGUGGGCUCUAAUCUUAUUAUUAAAUGCAUCUUCUGCAUGUUAGAAACUCAUGAAAGGAUGGAAAACUGAUACUAUUCCUACAUUGCCUCAUGUAACAGGUCAGGCAUGACCAGAAGAGAUUAUACAGCCUCUUUUAAAAAAAAAUAUUUUAAAAUGACAGCUCCUCAUCAUAUUUCAAAAGAGAUAAAAAAAUACUACAUUUUAUUUCUUUCUGACACUCAUACAUACACAAUGCUGCCUGAUUAAAGUGGCCAAUUUAUCACUUUUCACUUUCCACUGAGAAUAACUACAAGUAGGGAAUUGAGAAUAUAUGCAAAUGGAAUAAGGCAAAAUUAUACCACCCGAUCUAAUAACCUUCAUAGAGUAAAUAUACUCGUGUCAUCUGUGCUUCCCUUUAUGGUUGAUCAUUUCUGGCAGCAAUGAUUCUUUGAGCUUUUGCCUUGGCAGUAGGUUUAACAUUGACAUUUGCUAUCUGCUCAGCUGAAUCAGUUAAAAUCUUAAGGCCAAUACUCAAAUAUGAAAUUCUGCUAUUCUGGGAGGCACAAAAUCUGGGAAUAGGACUACUGAGUAAUCCUCUUCUUUAAAGCCUUUCUCAUACAUUAAGAAACAUUUCAUAGUCAAAAUGUGCAAAUGUCACUGUCCUCUGUCACUAGCAAUUUUGGGAAGGAAUUACAGUUAUAAUUAAAAGAGUUUUCCUAGUGGAAAACUUUGAAGCCAGUUGAGAUGGAAAAAUAUAUACAGACUCCUACUUCGGACAUUUGAUUUGAAGAUGUAUCUGUCCUUUUAACAGCAUUAACUUGCAUGGAGAUCUUUGUUUCCUGACACAAACUGAACAUCAGUUCUGAAGCCUAAGUAAUCCAUUUUAAAUCUUUUUAUAUAGUUCUCUGUACUAAUUAGAAAUCAGAUGUAAAUUCUUUAAUGUCGUUUUUCCACAACCUGUUGGCUUUUGAAUUACAAAUUUAGUGUUUCUUCUUCAGACAAACAUGUCAAUUUUCUCCCACUGUAACACCUUGUUUAAUAAUGUUACCUCUUUACAAAUUUUGCUUCACAUAAACAUAACCUUCUGAGACCAAACCGAGAAGCUUCUAGAAUUAUAAUUGCAAUUAAGCAUUAGCAUGCCAUUCUCCUACGCAGAUACCUAAUCAACUUAAAAAAUUAAUUUUAAUCCUAUUCCCACAACUUCCUUUUGAUUACAUUACAUUCAUACACAAUACAAACAUGCUUGUUCUACACAUAUACUGACCUUCAAAAAAGAAUUCUAAUAAUUGCAAUCUAUGAUAGAUAUUUUUUCUCUGCUUUGAUUUUUAUGCUGUUUACACUCUUUUUUUCUCUCAAUAUUCUUAUGCCCAUUUUCAAUUUUCCUUUACUUUUCUUUCCAAAAUGUAACAUUAUUCUCAUGUGAAAUUUGUCAGAUUAGUCCACUUCUAUUAUCUGAAAUAAUGCUGAAAUGAUAAAAUUAAUAAUUUAUUCUUUAAAUCUAGCUAGAAUAAGAUCAAAAUCUGACUUUCAGGUUCUUUUUAUAGGCCCUUAUGUAGUCAACUUUUUCCUAAAGAGAAUUUAGGGAGAAGUGGUUUUUGUUGUUGUUGCUUGUUUUUUUUUUUUUUUUUUUUUUUUCCGUUGGUUGUUGUUGUGUUUUGUUUUUUUUUUUAGAUUUUAAGUUUUAUUAUUAUUAUUAUUUAGGUUUUUCUUGCCAUUGUGUUUACUCUUCUCUUAUUAAAACAAUAAUAUUUUCACCUGUGACUCCCAAGGGAAUGGACUUAAAAUGGUAUAAAACCUUAAUCUUGGAUUAUGUGACCAACAAGAUCCCUUUUUUAUGUACACGUUAAAAUCAGUUGUGAUACACUGCCUUUUGCUAAAUGGUAUUACAUAUGCAGGAAAAACAGCUGUCUUUUCAAACGCUGGAUUGUCUCAUCUAGCUUAGUACUUUGCUCUCAGAUGAACCCUUUGAUUUCAGUGUGAAAAAUACAACAAAAUCAGAUCUCCAAUAGAAAUUAAUUGCAGUGAAAUCAAUAACUAAAUUCCUCAAAAUGCUUCAAAAAGCUUCUUGCAAAUUUUAGUUUCAUGUUCUAAGUAUAUUCUAAAAUGUUAUUAUUUUCUCUUGCUUUCCAAUUUUAUUCAUUCUAACACGCUUUAAUUUCUAGAAAAUCAACUAGUUUUAUCAAGCUGUCUUCAUUUUGCUUUAGCUUCUUUUUAUACACAGGGAUUAUAUCCAUUUUGUUCAUACUGUUGCCCACUCUCAAAUAUAACAUCUUUAUAUUAAUCAAACAGAAGUUAAAAUAAGGUCCUGAGUUGCUGCUGAGAAGUCUUACAUUUCUCUGUUCUUCGUGUCUAAAAAUCCUUUUCAUUUAUUUUAUAUUAUUUAUUAAAGAUUUAUUAAUUUCCUCCUUACUACUACUGGUUUUGAGAUAGGAGGAAGGUCAAGGACCUGAAAUACUUUACAGCUUUGGAUGAGUCUGUACAGGUUUUUAUAUGAAGAGAUAGAAAACAAUAUUGGGAGAAGGCGUGUCAGAGGAUUUAUAUUUAAAAGACAGCUACAAAAGAUGAUACUGUUAGCUUUGAAAUGCUUGCAGAAACAAUACCUAUAUAUAUAUACACCUCUCUCUCUACAUAUAUAUAUGCACAUAUAUGUGGGUUCCACAAAAGAGGGAAUAAGCUGUGGUCAUAUCAUUAAUGUUAAUUAAUAUAUUCUUUAAAUCAUAGAAGAAAUUUUAUUUUUUCAUGGUUUUGAUUGGCUGUUAAGCUAAACAAAAUCAAGAAAAAAUACAAUAAUGUUAUCCCUGUGUUUCAAAUCAGUCUUCCUGAUUUACUUAGCCUCAAAAUUAUAGAUAGUUGAAUUCCAAUAAUAUAAUUUUCUAGAAAGUCUAGAAUAUAAUUUUAUAGAAAUUUUCCAGAAAAACAUCAAGCAAAAUAGGUGAGUCUAUUUCUAUGACUUUGAGAACACAUUUUUUUUUGUUUGUUUCUAUCAAUAUAGCAGUGCUAAAGAAACAUUUUGCAGAAGAAAAACUAAUAUUGUGACCCUCUAUUGCUUAUAGAACUAUAUGACCUUGCAGUUUUGGAUCUUUCCUUUAAGUUUUUAUUUUUGACAGUUGUGGAUGCUAGAUGUAAAAAUAGAAAAAAAAAAAAAAACUACUUAAAAAAAAUAAUUUAGCAGUCAUUACUUUGAGGACCUCUCUAUUACGGAGUAUUUGAGGUCCAAUUUUCUUGCAGAUUUAUGCAUUGGAAUCAAAGUGACAAGUAAGGCAAUAAAAAAAUGUAUGCAGGGAGCAAUAUUUUAAACUUGUUUUUAAUCAUAAAUGUGUGAUUCAUAUUUAUUUGUAUGUUCCUAUGAUCAAAAGACUAAUAUAAUUUAAAAGCAAAAGUAAACUUAAAAAAUAAAACAACAGUGUUUUUCAUUCAAGAUAGACUUAUGAGCAUAUAUGAAGUCUGUCAAAUAGUUAAAGCACUUCAAGGAGGUUUUAAGGGCGUUACCCAUCUCAUAAUGUUACUUUGAUAAGCUAGCAUUAAUUGACAUAAGGGAACCAUUAUGACACAGUCCAAAAAGAUUAUUUUCUUGAGUAUCAUUCUAUUCUGCAGAGAACUGACAUUAGAUGGUCAUUACUUAUAGCAGUAUUCAUGUUAAAAUGCAUCUAGAAAAUGCUAUAUUAUAUUCAUUAUUUCGAUUGUUCUAUAUGUUUAGAAGGUCCAAACAGAUAGAUAUAUAUAUAUAGACAAGUCGAAAUGUCUUCAGUAAAAAUAACUCACAAAUGAGCUUGAAGUUACGCAAGUUUAAUGGCUCAGACCUUGAUGUCCAUGAGCAAAUACUAGAGGCACUGUGCACUCUGAUUACCAUGAAGUACAGGUUUCCAUAACAGAAUUCAUAACUAUUAGGGUGCUCACGAUGGACUGAGCAUAAUAAAACAUACCCUGUUAUCUGAGAUUUUGCAUGAAUUAUUUCAUUGUGAAUAAAUAGAGAAGACAUUUCUGUAAAGGCUUAAAAAAAAGCUCUUAUAACUAUUAUCAAAUGGCAGUAAUAACAUUACAUGAAUGAUUCUGUAACAUAGUAAGAAAUUUAGACAUUUGACUCUACAUAUAUGGGAUUUCAUGACACCUGAACUAUUUACCUAUAUCAAAUUCACAGCUUGUAAGAGGACGUUUUUGUUGUUGUUUAAUUUUUAAUUAUUUUUAUUUAUUUUUUGUGUGUGUGUUCAAAAUCCACCUGCACUUUGGCUGUAUGUACAAUAAAUAACUGUUCCUGCUUUCUUACCCUUAUCCCUUCCCCACCCCUCAUGUAUUUUAUGUUGUAGAGGCUUUCUACUCUUAAGGACAUUUUCCCACAGAAUUGUUUCUGAUUAAAGCAGCAAGUAUAACAGUACAGCAUACAGGUAAUCAAUUCCUUACCACUUUAUAUGCAAAGAAGUGGAUGUACAUGACAUAACAAAGAACAGCUUAUUUUUCUUUUCCAAAGUAAAACUUCUUUGAUAUAUCUUCAGUAUUCUAAAAAUCUAUAUAUUUAAAUGCAAAUACGAGUUUUAUAAAAAUGUAAACACUUUUAUUAGAGAACUUCCAAAUAUUGACAAAUUACUCCAACUUUAAAACUUUAAAAAGCUGUAUUUUUGGUCAUGCAUAAUUCAUGUUCCCAGUGCUAGCAUCCGCAUUUCUUACAGGUGCUCAUUUAUGAACGUGUCUCAUUGUCUCCAGAUUUCUUCCAAUCCAAAGUGCAUCUCCAGUUGAGUUAAUAAAAUAUCAAAUGCACUAUUUACAACUCACCUUUGAAACUUUUUUAUGGCAUGCACAAACCAGAAAUCAAGAACAUGGACUGCUCACAGAGCAGUUUUCUAGCCUUGCAAGAAGUUUGAUUCAAAGUUAUAUUUUCUACCACAUACAGAUAGCAUCCAGUGUAAUAAAGGUGAUAUUUAUCAAAACAACAGAAUAUAAAAUACUGUGAGAAGGAUAAUGCAGUAGAAUAACAGUAUCUAAGAAAUGUGAAAAGAGUAUUGGGGAAAUAGAUUUUUUUGUUACUUGCAAGAAGACAUUCCCUGGAAACAUUAUGUUAUUUCCAACAGAAGCAAUUUGAUUUUAAGUAAAUAACUUUGCAACCACUCUAAUAGCUCAUAAAUUAAAAUACUAUUUGAAAGCAGUCAUUUCUUAUAUUUCUUUUGUAAAAUAGGGACUUGCCUUUGUACAUUCACCAUAAGAUAAGAAAAAAUGUUAUUUGUCCCAAAGUAAUACUUAAAAUCUCACUAUUGAAAACAGUAACUCAACUAUAUCUUAGAGCUCAGCAACUAGUUACAUACUUUAAAUUCUGAGAAUAUCAAAUUUUUGGAUAUCUACUGUACCAAGCAGAUAUACAUAUACUAAGUAAUACGGGCUCAGUGACAACCCAGAAGAUAAUCUAAAUAUUUAAAAGUAACUUCAAAAAUAUUUCUGUUUAAAAAUAGAUAUCCAUACAAUAUAUCUGUUCUAACUUAAAUUAGAAUGCAUAAAAUAUUCAGCAAAAUAAUUAUUCUUCAGCCUUAUUGUAAAUGCAGUAUAAAGCUUCUCAAAUUGACAUAACCUUACAUUUCAUUGCAAAUUCCCUCAUUAUAUUUCUGCUUCAUAGUUCAUGGGGAUUAGCGGCAGUUAGGGGCAAAGAGACUGCUCAAAAUCCUUAAAUCAGCAAAACCUUUAUUUCCAUAUGUGCUGGACUGUAACUCCUGGAAACUGAACAUAAGAAAAAUUACUAGCAAAGGUAAGAAAUACAGUGGUUGGAAAGAAUGUAGCUUGUAAACACUGACUAUCCACAACUUUCCCUUGGGGGGCUAUGGAGCUGCCAAAUCCUUUUCAAACUCUUUAAGGAUUUGAAAAGCAGUUAAAGCUUUUCAACUAGGUAUAAGCAACUUCUACUCCUGUCACUCCAUAUUUUCCCAGGUUUUUCCUGAAUCAUGCUUCAAAACAAAUAAAAAAAACUGCUUCAAAACAAAACAAUCUGUUCUUGUAGAAGUCUAGUAGUCUAGUACUCUUUAGAAUUAUGUCUGUAAACCAGGAUCAUAUUCAAUCUUUUUCACUUAGAUGGAUGGCUUGUAUUUAAAAACCCUACUACCCUUAGUGAAGUAUUUCUAAUAUAGAAGCUGUCCCCUACAAAAAUCAGUGGAGAGCAAAGCUUUUGGAGGCUCCCAUAGGGAGAUCUUGUUCAGAUAAUACGAUAUUUAAAUUAAGUAGAGGAGCAUUUAGUUUUGUUGUUCCCAUAUAAGAACAUCCACACAACGCUGGCAAGUAAGACACAGCUGAAGUUUCGGAGUGGCAACUGAAGUUCAAAUGGGAAGCCCUAAAAAAUCCUAGAUAACAUUAGGUUCUCGUGUAUAGGUAACUCACAUGAAUUCAUGAUCCCUUAUACAUAUGCAUCCAGUGCCAGUAGCUAUUUGCAUUUGUAAACCAUCCACAUAAGAAAGGCUGAAAGUAAUAGUUUAGUUGUUUAAGACUGAAAAUAUUAACCUUGAUUUUCAUGUGAGUGUCACAUAUAGUGAACAUAAAUAUGACAGUACAAUUAAUAUUCAUUAAUACUGGUAUGACAUGGGUAAGUAUGGAAAAUGUUAACUUGAAGACAUUCCUUUUACCAUAAAAACUUGAUUUUGUUCAGAAAAACAAAACAAAAACAAAAUCUUCGGUCAGAAAUUUGUUCUAUAAGCAAGUCAUGAGUAAAUCUCCUUUACUCUGCAGAGAUAUUUAAAAAAAUAAUCUACAGUAGUUGCUACUGCCUAAUGAAGAGUUCUUGGGUUUAUUUUUCUUUUUAACUGUAAGGUGUUUCUGAGUGCACUUCUGUAGAGAUUUGGACAGCAUACGUAGACACAGUGGAAACAGCAGAUGAA